Molecule: messenger RNA, 1668 nt
Organism: Lasiodiplodia theobromae
Lineage: Eukaryota; Fungi; Ascomycota; Dothideomycetes; Botryosphaeriales; Botryosphaeriaceae
Exons: 2
Coding region: 1-1668 (555 amino acids)
Source: RefSeq, a predicted model, not a curated record
AUGACGUACCACGGCAAAUACCAGCAUCACCGCCCCAAACACCAGCACUACCACCACUACCACAAACCCGCCCGCCCGCGCAGCCCGAGCCCGCCGCCCGGCAUGAGCUCCAGCCAGGCCAUAGCCAUCCUCUCCGACCUCUGGGGCAGCGACUCGGCCGCGUGGAAGCCGGCCGACUGCGGCUUCGGCUCGCACCCGCUCAGCUGGCCGCCGCGCAUGCUGACCGCCCUCGCCGACCUGGCCCGCGCUGCCGGUCGCGGCGCCAGGAAGAGGGAUUCCGCGCUGCGUCUGGUGGAAGACCUGGUCGCCCGCGAGCAGCGCAAGGAUGGUAGGCUGUGCAAAGCCACCCCCGAGCACGUGAACCAGGCGGCCGAGAUCUUGGAUAGAGAGGCUGCGGAGGCGAAGGAGAGGAGGAGGGCUAGUGCGAGCGAUGAUAGGAGGGACGCUAGGCGCCACAGCACUGCUGGUAGGGAGGAGUAUGGGGACGACAGGCGCUAUGCCCGGGAGGACGAGCGCGAGCGUGAUGCGGGAGUGGGAUUCAGCUUCCGCGGCGCGGCGGGACAGAGGAGGGUCAGUUCAAGAGACGACGCGUACUACGGCGAUGUCGACCGUGUCUUCAACCGGGAGAUGAGGAGCCGCGAGUCGCUGAAGCCGCGUGAGUAUCACAAGUCUGAGCGGGUUUACGCCUCUUAUGAGCAAUCGGCGAAGCAGGAGCAGCGUGUCGCUCCCGAGGUGGAUCAGAGUCACUACACCAAGCCAUCCUCGGACCCCCAGGAGAGGUUUGCGAAGGAAGACCAGGGAAGUGUGCCCAAGCCGUUGCAGAGCAACAACACCAGCAUCAUGGCCGUUACCGAAGACGAGACUGCCAAGCUUCAUCCCCAGCGCGCAAAGCGUCUGCUGGAGGGCGAUGACACCGAGUCUGACGAGACUAACAAGAAAUCCAAGCUGACCGAUGCUAACAUGACACCACUUCCUUUCAAGGCUUCGCAGCCGUCUACGUCCCAGCCAGCUCCUGCAGAGACCUCACAGCCUCACAGCACCAUCACCACUACCCAAGCUAACAGCUCCAAGGAUAUUGCCAAUGCUGCCACCCAGACAGUUGCCAACACAAACAGCGCCGCCACCCAGACAAACGACGACAACAACAAGAACAAGGACCUCAUCGCCAAACUCGAAGCCGAGCUUGCCACCCUUCAAGCCCAGAUCGCCACGCAAACCGCACAGCUAGCCGAAGAACGCGCCACCCAAUCCGAGCUGGCCGCCGCGAUGGACCGGGUCAAGCUCGACCUCGACCUCACCGACGCCGCGCGCGCCGCGACCGAGGCCGACGCCGGCAAGUGGCGCGCUUUCGGGCCGGGCAUGCGCGCCAUCAUGCGCGAGAACAAGAGGCUGGCCAAGGUCGAGAUGCAGAAGGAGAAGCUCGAGAGGGAGGCGGCUGGGCUGAGGGUAGACAUGCGGGUCGCGCAGCAGAAGUGCGUGGAGGCGGAGGCGCGGGAAGAGGCGUGCGAUGUGGAUGCUGAGAAGGUGAGGGUUAUUAGGGGAGAUGAUGAGUUGAAGAUGGUUAAUGCGGUGUUGAUGAGGGAGAAUGAGGCGUUGAGGGCCAAGCUUGACGAGCUUGGUGUGCCCGUUGGACGUGCCCAUGAGAAGGCGGAGAAGCCGGUGGGUUGA